AUGCGUUUCGAGUCCAUCUUUGCUGGCGCGGCCCUCAUUGCUGCUGCCAUCGCCCAGAACAUUGCCAUCAACUCCUUCCCUGCUGACGGCGUUGUUGGUGGUCGUACAUACGAGGUCACCUACUCCCCAGCGGACGACGUGCCCACCACCUUCAUUCUCCGUCAAGGUCCCUCCACCAACCUCAACACCAUUAGCACCCUUACCACUUCUGCUACUGGCGGAAAGUUUUCUUGGACUGUUGAUGAUGAUCUGCCCAACCAGCCCAACUACGCGCUUGAGAUUCGCCGUGGUGACCAGGUCAACUACUCUGCCCAGUUCGGUCUGACCGGUGGCGACGACGCUGUUUCAUCCGCUGCCUCAUCCGCUCCCGCUUCUAAGGCUUCUUCUGCCGCUGCCUCGUCUGCGCCUCACAGCAGCUCUGCCGCCAGCCUCGACUAA
Molecule: messenger RNA, 438 nt
Organism: Plenodomus lingam JN3
Lineage: Eukaryota; Fungi; Ascomycota; Dothideomycetes; Pleosporales; Leptosphaeriaceae
Source: RefSeq, a predicted model, not a curated record